AUGCCUAACACAAUGGCUCUCACGCCUUACGGCUCACAUGGAAGUACAGACCUCACCAUGGCUGUUCUUGGCUGUGGAACUAUGGGAGUUGCAAUCCUCAGUGGUAUCCUAAACUCGCUCGCCGAGAUGCAAGGACCCAAGCCCUUACAAUCCCUUCCUACUAGAUCAGGAACUUCAACACCUGGUGAUGAGGUGCCCUCGCGUCUCCCUUCACGCUUCGUUGCCAGCGUAGCUACUGCGGUUGGUGCCAAGCGCGUCAAGAGCGCGCUCUGGGAGCACUCUUCCAUUCUCAAGGUUGUCCACAACGACAACAUCGGUGCCGUUCAGCAGGCUGAGGUUGUUCUUCUGACUUGCAAGCCCUGGAUGGUCAAGGAGAUCCUCACUGAGCCUGGUAUUUCAAAGGCUCUCCACGGAAAGCUUCUCAUCAGCGUCUGCGCUGGUAUCACUGUUGAGGACAUCGAGAUCGCCCUGCACGGCUCCGUGCCCUGCAAGGACCCCGAGGAGGAUGGCCGAUGCCGCAUUGUCCGUGCCAUGUGCAACACAGCUGCUGUUAUCCGCGAAUCCAUGACCGUCAUUGCUUCUCCCAGCUCUCCUCUCGAUCACGCCACCGAGAGUCUUGUCACCUGGAUCUUCAAGCGUAUUGGCGACGUCGUGUACCUGCCAACUCGACACAUGGAUGCCUCAACAGCUCUGUGUGCUUCAGGUCCGGCCUUCUUCGCCCUUGUGCUAGAAGCUGCCAUCGACGGUGCCGUCGCAAUGGGCAUUCCCCGCCCCGAUGCCCAGCGUAUGGCCACGCAGUCCAUGAGGGGUACCGCCGGGCUUGUCCAGAGCGGUGAGCACCCUGCCCUUCUCCGUGAGAAGGUCUGCACGUCUGGAGGCUGUACCAUUGGCGGUAUUCUGGUCCUUGAAGAGAAUGGGGUCCGCGGUUCUGUCUCAAGAGCUGUGCGUGAGGCCGCCGUCGUCGCUGGUGAGAUUGGAAAGGGAACCAAGGGAGUGAAUGGAACGAGGUUUCCUGCAGCACCUUAUGAGUAA
Fusarium sp. VM40 is the source of this 1032-nucleotide messenger RNA. Lineage: Eukaryota; Fungi; Ascomycota; Sordariomycetes; Hypocreales; Nectriaceae. The record is from the annotation of a GenBank genome assembly.